This is a messenger RNA of Solenopsis invicta (red fire ant), 2738 nucleotides long. It is a transcript of the gene HPS1, whose product is annotated as Hermansky-Pudlak syndrome 1 protein homolog. The record is from RefSeq and is a predicted model, not a curated record. The transcript has 8 exons. Lineage: Eukaryota; Metazoa; Arthropoda; Insecta; Hymenoptera; Formicidae. Gene Ontology annotation, cellular component: BLOC-3 complex. Gene Ontology annotation, molecular function: guanyl-nucleotide exchange factor activity. Bases 117 to 2129 code for a protein of 670 amino acids. Gene Ontology annotation, biological process: vesicle-mediated transport.
CAUUAAGCAAUAAUUAGCAUCUGCAUGCUCAAUAGAGACACGAUCCAACGGAAACGGAGUUUUGCUUACAUGCUCAAAAUACACGUGACAGUCACACGUUAAAUCGCAAAAACAAGAUGAGAGCUAUAUUAAUAUUCGACCAUCUAAAUGAUGUGUUGUUUGUAAAAUGCAAUAAAAAAUUUGCCAGCCACAUUCUAAAGUUGGCGAGGCUGCAGGGACUGCUUAGUGACGAUAAGGAUGCCACGGACUUGGAAAAUUCUGUACCAAGUCCCAAUAUCAUAAUGCAGUUGUUUUCACCCAUAGUUACCUCGCAACAUGUGAUGGCUUCACAGUUCAGAAACUCCUAUACUUCCAUGAAGUUCCAAGAUGGAACUAAUAUGGUGUUUGAUGAGUACAUUGGCUAUACUUUUAUGUAUAUUGCUGCAAAAGAGGUAGAGCUUAUGAGACGUACACUGGGAGUUUGCGUAUCCAUUGUACGACAUGUUUGUGGUCCAGACAUUGCAAUAUUGAAGACUAACUGGCAGAAGAUGUGUCUAGUGUCUUCGCUACUAGAUGCGUGGUCUAAUCUAAGAAACAGUGAACAGAGCAUGUUGACAGAGGCAGUGGAGCAAUUGUCCGUGAACGCGGAAGUGGCAUCUUCGGUUCUUAAAGUGCUGCAUGAUGCCUGUGACAAACUGAAGAAUUCACAGCCUGAAUUCAGCAACCUGCACUUGCUGCUCCUAGUGGGCUCCAAGUUUCUGUCACUGUACUCCAGCAAGAAUGCUCAUGAUUUAUGCGCUUCGGACAUUCUGUUGAUGAUCCUGCUGUGCUGGGUGGUGAAUAAAAAGCGAAAACACGAUCAAUCAGAAAGCAGUGAUGAUUGCUAUGAUAGUGACAUCUUGUUACCAGAGAACAAUGCUUCGAGAAGUGAUGAAACAAAAUUGAACUUUGGAGCUAAGCUGGCCACUCCUACUUCAGAAGAUAUUACGGAUCUCUUUAGAGGUUCCAGGGAAUCUUCUGUAAACGAAGGUCUCUCAUCCUUAAGCGAUGAUGACCUCUACAGCCAAUCACUCCUUCUUGGCUGCCAGCAUAACUACACGGCUAAUGCAGUUCACAUCUUUGAGUUAUCAGAUUCCAUUAAUUUGAUAACAAUCGUUGAAGCUACGAAUCUUUCCAUUUCCUCAGGAUUAUGCGAUAGUUUUCAUUAUUUAAAUCUAAUAAAUCUGCAGUUUCAACGGGAUAUCGAUGAAUUAAAAGCACCCUUCGAGAAUCUCGAUAUGGCAAUUAAAAAGGUGUUGGAGGGAAUUAAAAAGAAUCGUUUUAAUGUCGGAAACGAUGUGGAUAUGUGUCAAAAAAGGUUGCAAACAAAAUGGGACUUUGUCCGAAAAAAGUACAGCGAUCUUUUGCGUUUGAGAGAGACCGAAGUGGUCCUGCAGAUUGAAGCCAAUACUUCUGGCUUCAUAGAAACUCUGAAAGAAUUAUUGCGUUUGACCUGUUUUGACAGAAACUUUCUGAAACAAGGAGUUGAUGUUCUAACAACAGUUGGCAAACUAGUCAGGCAAAAGUUAAAUGAUUUCAGUGAUUUUCUGAAAGUCAAAGCCCUAAAAAACUUCACGCUAGGAUCAAGAACUUCCCUAACUAUCAACAAGUAUCUUGAGGAGUUUCCAGGUCUAGUGCACUUCAUCUACAUCGAUAGAAGUACUCACAGACUUGUGGCGCCCACACUGGACUUCACGAGUACAGAAACGCUCGCUCUCACGAUGAAAAAAAUUUGGAACAUGGUCAAGCAAAGCAGAAUGCAUUUACAAGAAGGUCAUCUAUCAGUUAUGUGGAAGGAUACAACAUUCAACUAUUCCUACUUUUUGUGGUUUGAGGACAAUUCGGGAUGUUCACCACCAAAAUGCAAAGUCUAUCUUAAUUACGUCAUGAAAAAUUUCCCAGUACCGGGCAUUCUUUGUGGAGACUAUUACAGAAAAUUGACCGAAACAUGCUUCCCAAAACUCUCACCAAAUAAAGUACGAAUCUAUGAAUUAUACUGCGUACACUUGGGGCUGACUACGUCGACCUGCGUUUUGGAACAUUCCCGCAGACUGGCAGCUACCAUCUGGGAGGUCACCGGGGUGCCGAACAAUCUUGCUGAUAUAUUCUAAAGUUACAUUCUCUCAAAAAUUUACAAUUUUAAUUUGAUUCUCUAAAUUUCUUAAUGUCAUUGUUGGACUUCUAUAUACAUCCUCAAUUUUAAAUUUUCUAAGAGUAUCUUUUAAGAUAUUCGAAUUUCUGUGAUAUUUAGAGAUACCUAAACUCUCUUACACGUUUCCACAAUUUUUGGAUUUCUUCACUUUUUGAUAUUUUUUUUCUCUUUGGCUGUAAAUUAUAAACUUUUUUUAAAUUCCCAAAAAAUGAAAUAGAAAUCCAUAAUUGUAAUUGUAACAUUUUCAUAUUAAUAUAAAAUGUCAUAUCGAUAAUAGAUUAACAACGUAAACUUUUAUUUAUUUAAAAUUUUAUAUUUGUUUUUAUCACAACGCUAGAUACAUCCUGUUUGCAGUUUAAAAAUGAAUUAGGAUAUUAUUAAUUAUAUAAUUAUUAUCAAUUGUUUAUUUAUACAACACAAAAUGAAAUAACAAUCAUUUUGCGCUCUUUAUUUACAAAAUAUCUUUAAUAAUUAGUGCAUAUUAACUACAAGCUUACAGAUUUUGUAAUACAACAUGUUCAACUCUUCAUACAAAUAUUUAAUGGCACAAUAAACAUUAUAAAACGAA